Molecule: messenger RNA, 1335 nt
Organism: Lytechinus pictus (painted urchin)
Lineage: Eukaryota; Metazoa; Echinodermata; Echinoidea; Temnopleuroida; Toxopneustidae
Exons: 1
Coding region: 1-1335 (444 amino acids)
Biological process (GO): deoxyribonucleotide biosynthetic process
Cellular component (GO): cytosol
Molecular function (GO): ribonucleoside-diphosphate reductase activity, thioredoxin disulfide as acceptor
Source: RefSeq, a predicted model, not a curated record
AUGGCCUUUGUCCAUAACGAUUCGUGCGAGUGUGUCAAAUCAGAGUUGGACCUCUUCAGUAUUCCACCUACUCAAACCAGUAUUGAACAAGGGCAAUGGAUAGAAUACCACCCCCUGGCUCAAUUUUCAGACGGAGGACCCAUCGAGUUUCACAUUUCUGGUUCAGGAAGCGAAUACCUAGAUCUCACUCAGACACAGGUCUAUGUAAAAGCAAAAGUGGUCCAUCAGGAUGGUACCAAUCUUGUGGACGGAGAUCAAGUUGGACCGGUAAAUCUGUUUCUGCACUCCCUCUUCUCACAAGUGGAUGUCAGUUUAAACGAUCGAGUGAUCACGCCUUCUACACCAACCUACCCCUACAGGGCUAUGAUUGAAUCAUUGCUUCAAUAUGGGUCAGAAGCCAAGGAGACCCAGCUGACCUCGGCUCUCUUCUACAAAGAUACCGCUGGCUGUAUGGAUAAUCCCAACCCUCUAGAUAAUACCGGAGAUGCCAACCAAGGUUUGAAGAAGAGACACGGUUACAUCAGAUCAUCCAACAGUUUUGAGAUGACGGGGCCGCUUCACUGCGAUCUAUUCUUUCAACCCAAACACCUAUUAAAUGGUGUAGAUGUACGAGUUAAAAUGAUCAGAAGCAAGGAAGAAUUCUCCCUCAUGUCUGCAACACCCGAUGCUCCCUACAAAGUUGUCAUUCAAGAUUGCUCCCUCUUUGUUCGGAAGGUUAAAGUUUCCCCCUCUGUGAUGAUAGGGCAUGCAAGAGCGCUGGAAAAGGGAACAGCUAAAUAUCCAGUCCGACGUGUGAUGUGCAAGGUUCUCUCUGUCCCUCGUGGGGAAAUGACGUUACAGCAGGACCAUCUUUUCCUGGGACAGAUUCCACAGCGUCUCGUUGUGGGAUGUGUAGAUAACAAUGCUUUCAGUGGCAGUUAUGUUCACAAUCCGUUCAACUUUCAACACUUUGACGUCAAUUACAUGUCCCUCUACGUAGAUGGAACACAAGUUCCAUCCAAACCAUUAACUCCUGAUUACGGACGUAUCGCUGGAUCGGCUUCAAUCAGAGCUUAUCAUACCCUCUUUUCAGGAACGGAUAAAAUGUUCAGGGAUUCUGGAAACGAUAUCAGUAGGGAGGACUACGAUCGUGGAUACGCACUCUAUGCCUUUGACCUCUCCCCUGACUUAUCAUCGGGUCAGCAUUUCAACUUGAAAAAGCAAGGAAAUCUGCGCUUGGAGAUACAUUUCAGGAAGAAUCUACCACAGGGAGUGAACAUUGUUGUCUAUGCAGAAUUUGACAACAUCCUAGAAAUUGACCGAGCCCGCAACGUCCUGUUUGAUUAUUCUGUGUAA